CCAGGAAGAGGAAGCCCGCCGGCCGCAGCACCGCGAGGGUGUUCCGCGAUGGCUGUGAUAGCCAGGAUGGCCGCCCCCAGGAUGCCCCUGAUCGGCGCGCUCGCCGCGCCCCUGCUCCUGGCGCUGCUGCUGAGGCCCGCCCCCUGCCACGCGGUGCCCCUCGAGGAGAGCAACGACACGGGCUACGGGCCGUGCUGGAAGCAGGAGACGUACAACGCGACGGUGGAGAUGAUGGUGACCGUGCAGGUCAACAAGACCAGGUACGACUGGUGCCUGGGGGGCUUCAUGCGCUGCCAGGUGUACAAGAUGGAGAACGUGGACCGGCUGCAGAAUGUGACCCAGGUCCACACGCGCAACGUAGAAACUUGCUGCCCCGGCACCGAGCCCACCAGGCCGGCAGUGCCCGGCAAGAACGUGUCGCUGCACUGCGUGCCCAUCCGGCCGCCGUCCACCAGCACGACCACCACCACCGUGGCGGCCACCCUGCCCACCACGACCACCACGACCACCACGCAGCGGCCCACGACCAGGCCGACGAUACCUCCGCCCACCAGGCCCAGGCCCACCACCGCCAGGACCACGCCGUCGACCACCACGACGACGACAACGACCACCACAACCACUGAGGCGCCUACCGUUCGAGCGACGUUUACGCAGCCUCGUGAAACUUGCCGGCUAGGGCUUUGGGGCAGAGGCUGCCCGAACGAGUGCAACUGCGGCGCGGGCUGGCCGUGCGACCAAGACACGGGCGCGUGCCCGCCCGGCGCCCCCGGCCCCACCUACCCCUCCUCUCCUCCCACCACCCCUUACACCACGCCAACCACGCCGCGCGACGCCACCGUAAGUACCGCCCCUCCGGCCCCGACCCAACCACCCCAACGUGCGACCGUGGCCGUGAAAACAGCAGACACUAGCGCCCCUCCUCGACCCGCCUCCCGGACCACCCCCCGGACCACCCCCGAGGAAGCGGCGGCCUCCACGCCGUACCCUUACUCCCACGCGUACUCGCGGCCAGCCAUGGGCAUGACCAAGGCGACCACCACGGCGCACGUGCACUUCGAGGAGUCCAACAAGGUGCCCGACCAGGACAAGAACGCCGCCAAGAAGAUGGACAUGGCUCUGGACAAGAGCGUCGUCGUGGAGGACGUGGCCACCAGGACGUUCAAAGAGGGUGUGCAUAAUGCACCCUGGCCCAAGGCCACGUUCACAGCCACCCCGCCGCACAACGUCAUCGAGGGCGGCAGUCCGCCACCAUCCCCAGCCACCACGACACACGCGGCGCCGUUCAGGCCAAGCCAGCCGAGCAGCACGACGGAGGUCGCUUACGAGUUGAGGCCAGACGUGUUCUCGCACGGCACCGAGCCCAGCGCGCGGCUCAGGGAGGCGCACGGCUUCACGCCGGUCGUCGUCUCGGUCCCGGACUUCGCGGACGUGACGGACGCAAGCGACGCGCCACCGACGACGCUGCCCUCGUGGCGGUUCGUGGACAAGCGGCUGACGACCACGCGAGAACCGCUACCCCCGACGCCGCCUCCAACCCUACCUCCAACGCAAGCCAAAACGCAGCGUCCCUCACCACCUCCGACGCAGCCCCCGACGCUUCCUCCCACCCAACCCCCGACGUUACCCCCCUCUCCACCCACGCAACGCAUAACGCACCCACCAACGCUUCCCCCGACCCAACCCCCGACCCAACCCUCGACCCGUCCUGCCAUUCCACCCACAACGCCAGCUACUACCCAACAACCUCCUCGACCCCCGACGCAGCCCCCAACGCAGCCACCUACAAGGCGCUCGACACAGCCACCAACGCAACCACCUACUCGGCCUCCAGUACCCCCAAUACAACUAAAGGCGCUUCCUUCGACUGAGCCUCCUGCGCAACCCCGUCCUGUACCGUCCACGCAACCAGCAACGCAGGUUCCGACAUUACCACCACAAACGCAACCGCCAACUCCUCCGCCUACACAGCCCUCGACACCAAUCCGCACACCACCACCAACACAGCCCCAAACCACAUCGCCCACUCCACUACUCACACAUCCGACCACGCAAGUUCCCACAGAACGCACCAUGCCCCCUACAACACAGCCUCCUACUCCUCCUCCCACGGAACCUCCUACGCCGCCCCCUACACAGCCCCCCACGGUACCUCCUGCACAACGCCCUACACCACCUCCCACAACACCACCGACUCAUCUCCGCACGGCACCUCCGACGGCACCUCCGACGCCAGCUCCAACUGAACCCGCAACUCAACAAAGUACACAACCGCCCACGCGAGCCUCGACGCAAUCUCCCACCCAACCCCCGACAUUGCGACAUACGCCUACGCAACCGCCGACAGAACCGCCGACUGAAAGGCCUACUCAACCACCCGCCACAAAAGCCCCUACCGAAUCGCCGACACAACGACGCACUCAACCUACUCAACCACCGACGCAGCCAACGACGCAAACAACUACUCAACCCACGACAACACGACGAACUCAACCACCCACACAACCUCCCACUCAACCACCCACUCAACCACCCACUCAACCACCCACUCAACCACCCACUCAACCACCAACCCAACCCCCCACUCAACCACCCACUCAACCGCCUACCCAACCCCCCACUCAACCUCCCACUCAACCUCCCACUCAACCUCCCACUAAACCCCCCACUCAACCGCCCACUCAACCACCAACUCGACCCCCCACGCAACCUCCCACGCCACCCCCGACGCAGCUGAGGACAGCGCCCCCGACCCGACCGGCGACGCGGCCCACGACUCGACCCACUCCGAGGCCCACCGCCAGGCCGACGACGCGCGCCCCGCGGCCAACGCAGCCGCCAGCGAGAACGCCGCCGAGCGUGCUGCGGACGCACGAGAGCAGCCGGAACAUCGGCACCAGGAGAAGAAAGCCCGCCGAGGACUACUAUGACGACGACGACGAGGACGACGAAGACGACGAGGGGGACGAUGAUGACGACGAGGACGACGACGAGGACGACGAGGACGACAGUGGGGAGGGUGACUACUAGGAGGAAGACUGUCCGUGAUGUGAAUGCUAGUCCAGCCGCCGGGGCGGCGACGCGAAGUGAAGUGAAAGACGCUCUGCUCAGUGCCGCUCCGCGCUCGCUGCCGCCCGCGACGGCCACCGUUCGUACCUUGCUGUGUUCUUAUCGUUACCCAGGGACCCUGGAACAGCCAGACCCUUCCCAAAAACCUGUGUACAGUACAUUCAUCCAUUAAUUUGUUGUUAAGCCAUUAUUUAAUGUGAGGUUGUAAUACUUUUUUCACGCGAAAAAUAAACAGUGGAAACGUAUA
Thrips palmi is the source of this 3316-nucleotide messenger RNA. RefSeq names its product extensin-like. The record is from RefSeq and is a predicted model, not a curated record. Lineage: Eukaryota; Metazoa; Arthropoda; Insecta; Thysanoptera; Thripidae.